UGAAGGAGAAGGAGUUGAGAGUGAAUACCAGAGGCAAUUCCAAUCCAUGGUCGGGAGCCUACUCUACGCUGCUGUGCAUACUCGGCCUGACAUCAGCUUUGCUGUGGGACAGCUGGCUCGAGUAGUGCAAAAUCCAACAGAAGAGCAGUGUGGUGCAGCGGAGAGAGUGGUGCGCUACCUUAAGUCAUACCCUACAGUGGGAGUACAGUAUUCAGCCUCUGCUCAACUCAGUCAAAAAGGAGUUGAAGUCCUCAAAGAGAAGGGGGAGCAGCUCGGAGAAGGAAAGGUGUUCCUUUCCUAUUUUGCUGAUGCCACAUGGGCUUCUGAGCAUGAGGAUUCAUCAUCAGUUGGUGGAUACAUCUGCAUGGUGGGAGGUGGGCCUGUAAGUUGGAGGUCCAAGAAGCAGUCUGAGACGGCACUAUCUUCAGUGGAAUCUGAGUACAUGGCGAUGUUUCAUGCGGCAAAAGAAAUCAUCUGGCUAAGGAGGCUCUUGAAGGAGAUCGGCCAUGAACAGACUUGUGCGACACCUCUGUUCAGUGAUAGCAAGGGAGCCAUUGCCAUGGCACGCAAUGCAGUUCUUCAUGGGUUGAACAAGCACAUGAGGAUCAAGUGGCAUUGGCUACGGAAGGAGGUGAAGCUUGGGACACUGGAUCCGAUCUACGUGAAAACUCAGCAACAGCCAGCCGACUUCCUUACCAAGCGGCUAGCUGAAGAGCCACACUGGCGCUCUGCUACACCAAAGUUGGAGAGCCCUAUAACGAGGAGGGACCAGCAUGUGUGGGACUUUUGUCCCCACCUUGCAGCUGCAGCAUUUGGGGUUUGGAGACCAACCUGGCACAGUCAGGUGACGAUGGACUUCGUCACAGGACUGCCUGCAAAGGACGGCUGUAAUGACGCGAUAUUUGUCGUCGUCGAUAAGCUGACGAAGAUGGCCCACUUCGCCGCCUGCAAGGAAAGUAUCUCAGCCAAAGAAACAGCCCGCCUCUUCAUCCCAACUGUCGUUCACCUCGAUGGAAUUCCAUCCGCCAUCAUUUUGGAUCGUGACACAAAAUUCACCAGUAAUUUAUGGCGCAACCUAUGGGAACAGUUUGGCACGCGCCUGCAAUUCUCCUCCGCCUACCACCCCGAGACUGACAGACAGACCAAACGGGCCAAUCAGACGAUGGAGGAGCUGAUUCGCACCACCUGCGACGACUGGGAGCAGCAACUUCCACUCAUUGAGUUUACGUAUAAUAAUGCCCCGUCAGCCACUACACGACAGUCACCUUUCUACCUGAAUUAAGGACAAAACCCUACACUACC
This is a messenger RNA of Closterium sp. NIES-67, 1302 nucleotides long. The record is from the annotation of a GenBank genome assembly. Lineage: Eukaryota; Viridiplantae; Streptophyta; Zygnematophyceae; Desmidiales; Closteriaceae.